Messenger RNA from Trichoderma harzianum CBS 226.95, 1137 nucleotides. RefSeq lists its product as hypothetical. The record is from RefSeq and is a predicted model, not a curated record. Bases 75 to 1046 code for a protein of 323 amino acids. Gene Ontology annotation, molecular function: phenylpyruvate tautomerase activity. The transcript is spliced from 3 exons. NCBI's taxonomy places the organism in Eukaryota, Fungi, Ascomycota, Sordariomycetes, Hypocreales, Hypocreaceae.
UUUCUUACUACCGUAGGAGAAAGGAGAAUUAGACUGCAACUGAGUAGAUCUUUCUGCCAUUGCAUCGCUGUGUCAUGGAUCAACCGGUGCUAUCUCCAUCCUCCCUUCUUGACAUCGCCAAACCAGCACUGAAUGCACCUGCGACAGCUCCUUCACCCACUUCUGAGCGGAAUUUCAAGCCUAAAAGCAAAAUGUCCAGCUUGGAGACUGUACCAGAAAGCGACCCUCGAAUUCAGUCUCAACAUGCUUCAUCUGUGAUGGAUGCCGCAAAGUCCACGUCCAGCGAUGAACAGCGCCUAUCUACGAAACGAAGCCAGUAUUUCCACGACGCACUUCAUGAGCGGUCUAGUGAGAGUUCAGCAGCUGCGGCCGUACGAGGAGAGGCUCUGAUUUAUGCCGAAGUCAAGACGAAUGUCAAGGUCGAAAACGAGCAACAAUUCCUCACUGUCUUCUCUCACCAUCUUGCUGCGAGAUACAACCGGUAUCCUUCCUCUAUCGUCAUCUCCUUGCAUCACAGCCAAUGUCUCCUCUUUGGCGGCUCCAUGGAUCCUGCCUACACUCUCACCAUCACGGCCCUCGCUUCUGAAGUCCAGCCUGCUACCAAUAAGCGCAAUGCCGCUGUCCUUCAAAAGCACCUAGAAGCCGUGCUUCGUGUUCCUCCUGCCAGAGGGAUGGUGCGCUUCAUCCCGGUGGCAGAAGAGUCUCUUGCGUGGGGGAGCAAGACUGUCGCGGGGAGGAUCUCAGAAGCUGUAGCCGGCGAUGGGGAUGGCGAGAAAGAAAGGAACAAGGUACAAGAGAGGCGAAGACUAAAGGCGCUCUCAUUGAAAAGAACCUCGCCGGCGAACGUUGCCUCUUCAAAUGCACAGCCUCAAAGUCUUGCACAGCAAGCAAAGAAUUCCAGUGUCAACUCAACUGUCCAAGUUGAGCCUACUGAAAUGUUUGGAGGAGAGGAAAGCGUCAAGGUAGUCAGGAAGAAGAAGAGCAUCAUUCAUACGCUGUUUAGGACAUCGAAGGGGAUUGAGGAUGAGGAGCCCUCUAGAUCUUGAGUGGGCAAAUACAAGUAUAAGAAAGAAAAGUCUCAAAAUUGGAGUAUAUUAGGCGUGAUAAUGAAUUAUAACAGCCAAAAGUAGCAGCGUG